AUGACUGACCAAGAGGCAGCAGCGCCGCCACCCAACAACGUAUUGCCCGAUCUGCAGCACCCAACAGACAUUUUGCACACCAUCAACUUCGUUUCACAGCUUCUGGCAAUUGUGUUGGUCAGUUUCUUUAUGGUCUUGCGUUUGUACGUAAAGAUCUUCAUUGCACCACCGUACUACACUGAUGACUGUGAGUCCUAUAUGUCUCUAAGUAUCCUAUCUCUUGGUUACAACGCUGCUGCACUUGUUGAUGGCUACUUUGGCGGCGGUUUUCACAUCUUUGAAAUUUCGAAGGAAAACUUUAAAGGAUACAAAAAGCUCGCUCUUCUCUGGAUCAUAAUCAGAGUCUUCAGACCGCACAAGAGGACGAUGAUCGGGGCAAUUGUUGUCAUCACGUUCCUUACUGGAUAUACCAUUCCAAUCGUAUUUAUCAAGGCGCUCAUAUGCCGGCCUGUCGCUGGCUUUUGGGAUCCUGCAAUCAAAGCAACCUGCUACAAUCAGCGCGCCAUCUAUGCAGCCGACACCGCUGUCAGCGCCAUUACUGAUAUGGCUGUCCUACUCUUACCAAUACCUGUUGUUAUGAAUCUUCAGAUGUCGUGGAACAAGAGGUUUAAGGUUAUAGCCAUGCUAGGCUCUGGAGGUCUCGCUGCGGCAGCAAGCCUUGUACGAGCUAUUCUUGUGAUCAAACUACAGACUUCGCAAGAUGAGUCGGUAGAUAUCGUCCGGUUCAACCUUCUCGGAACAGCAGAAGUGAGCAUAGGAUUAAUAUGUGCAUGCCUUCCAGCCACUCAUGCUCUCAUUCUGCGAAGCUUUGGCUCUUCGUCACCUAAAAUUCAGCAUAACAUCUGGAGUAGCAGAAUAAUUGAGAUGAGAUUUCUCAGAGGCAACAGGCAUAGCAUUCAGGGCAUGACUACCGCGGAAGUCGCGCCCGUGGCUGCGUUUGGGGAUAUUCCUUCGGUUCCAGCCCAGCAGGAAAGAAGAGGCUGCAUUUUUCCUUUCGAAAGAGUCAGUCGCCCUUCUCCAACUUCGCAAAAAGCUGCGUGUAGGGAAGUGCUACCAGAUGAGUGGGAUGAGUGGUACUCACAAGUAGUCGCUUCACCAUUUUCAGAACCUGGGGCUCCAGACUGGAUUCAAAAAGCAGUUGACUUAUAGGUUCAUAUCGCAAU
This is a messenger RNA of Colletotrichum destructivum, 1163 nucleotides long. RefSeq lists its product as uncharacterized. The record is from RefSeq and is a predicted model, not a curated record. The coding region runs from base 1 to 1149 and encodes 382 amino acids. The transcript has 5 exons. NCBI's taxonomy places the organism in Eukaryota, Fungi, Ascomycota, Sordariomycetes, Glomerellales, Glomerellaceae.